Plasmodium vivax (malaria parasite P. vivax) is the source of this 1437-nucleotide messenger RNA. RefSeq lists its product as hypothetical. Bases 1 to 1437 code for a protein of 478 amino acids. Lineage: Eukaryota; Apicomplexa; Aconoidasida; Haemosporida; Plasmodiidae. The transcript has a single exon. The record is from RefSeq and is a predicted model, not a curated record.
AUGGGAUUCUUAAUUAACGAUGAAAAACAAAAUGAAGUGAUUAAAACGAGUCCCGCAGAAGCAAAUCGUGAGGAGCCCACAAGUGACAUUCAUUUGGGUGAAUGUAACAACGGGAAGAAAAAUGGCGAGCAGUGCGCAGGUGGAAAUGGACUCGUUGCAUUGAGUGGUGGUGACACCCCAGAGAGGGAGGGACCCGCUGAGGGGAGCGAAGGCUACCUCUUGGCUAACCACAGCAGUGAGAAAGAAGAACGAUGUGAUGGCACCCCGAUUGACAUUUUAGCAACGGAAGAGGCGACUACUAACUGGGGUGGCAACGGGGGCAGCGAGCGGGAGGCGCUUGUGGGCCCGACCGAGGUGAGUGACCCUGCGGGAGGAGAGGGGGAGCACUCGGCAGCUCAAUCGACGGAUCUAACAGAACCGCGUGUCUCGCCGCCCACCCAGCAACCCCCAUGCGACAACGGAAGUGACGUUAACCAACCGAAGGGGCAGCCGGACAGUUUAGAGCCAACUGGUGAAGGAGAAAUGCAAAAUUUUAGAAGCGGGAACGGAGACCUAAUAGAUACCCAUGAUGGAGGUGUUAGCUCCGCCCACCAAGGCAGCCACAGUGGUGACGCAUGCACCAGUGUGCUCUCCUUACAUGGACCAAGUGAACAAGGAGAGUCCCGACCGAGUGACGACCCAAAUGUGUUAAUCAGUACCAUCGAGCAGCAGAAGAGUAGCUUCUCAUUUCAGUCAGUUUUAAAAAAUCCCAACGAACGUGCCGUUUUGACGCAGGAUGGGGGAGGAAGCGAAAGUAUCCCCACGACUAACGUGCAGGCGUCGAUUUGUACUGCAGAUGGGAGUGCAUCAUGUGGGGGGGAACCAGGAGUGACUGUGGGGUCACCCCCCCUGGAGAGUAAUCCGCUAGAGUGUAACGGGGCAAGUGGAAUGGCCGCCGAAGGGGUGGGGAAAGUGAACUGUGCAAAUGGGGAGGUCUCCAAUCAGGGGGAGGUACCAGUAGGUGUGGCGGCACCGACGGAUGGAGGAGUGACUAGCCACCCCAAUGGAGGAGUGACAGGCCACCCCAAUGGAGGAGUGACAGGCCACCCCAAUGGAGGAGUGACAGGCCACCCCAAUGGAGAAGCGACUGGCCACCCCAACGGAGGAGACCCCCCGCGGAGAAAGCACCCGCGCGCGGCUGAGCGGAAGACCCCCAGCUGUGCCAACUCGGAUGACGGAGAUGAGUCUAACCAAAUUAUAAAAAAAAAAAUAAAAAAAAGAAUUGACGAAAACGAUCACCUUUUUCAUGCCAUCAAUCAGUUCAUGAAAGAGGGACUGAAGAACGAGUGCAUCCCCUUGUUCGAGCGGCUACAGCAGAAUUUGUUUUUUUUAGUAAUGCUCGCGAACAUCCCGAAUGAGAACUUUGACGAGCUGGAGAGCAGUUCUUCCGACUACUAG